CCCCCUAAAUUCUCAAACUCCUCACUUUCCACGCCACCAAUUAGCUCUGCAGCCUCCACGAACUCGUUUCCUACAAUCACAUCAUCAGUAGCACUGGGCAAUGCCUCCAUACCAUCUAAUCGGAUGUUCAAUACAUCUGCUAACUCCUCGACCACGCUUGGACCUUGGGAUGCAUUACUACAGAACUAUACUGGGCCAGUCAAUGGAUCUGGUAACGAUUGGCUGGACUUAUCUCGAUAUCAAUGUGACUAACAUGUGCUUAGGUACAGACUUCGCGCGAAGUUGCAACGCCGCUAAAUUGGGAUAUGUCCGCCAGUCCAGUCUGAGGAAUCCGAGUCCAACAAUGUCAUAUUAUACUUCCGUGUCUGUGAGAACAGAUAAACCCGGCGUCUGGGGUACGUGGUUUGCUACUGGAGCCCUUCCGACUCAAUGUGAUGGCUACCCACGAUUCAACAUCACCACCUCAGAGGACUACACUCUUACAACUACGAAGUACUCGACGACCACAUAUACUCUCAGUACUGACAUCGGUAAUUGGACCUACCCUCACCUCGCAAUCACCAGGCCGACAUGUACGAUUAAUCCGUCAGACUGUGCACAGUUAGUCUCAGACUACCAAUCGGCUUGGGACUCACAAGACGCAUCCUUUGCUGCAUCACAGCAAGCUAUAGUGUCUCUCGCGAACCCGCCAAGCGCUGUUGUCGUCAACGGCAAGACCUCUGAGCUUCCUCUGAUCACUCCAGCACCUGCCAUUACUGUGCACGGAGAUGUAUAUACACCACUUGUAGGCGCAAGUGGCGUCACAUACAAUCUGUCCAAGGCCUUCAACUACUAUGAUGAUCUGCUUCUCACUCCCGGUGGCGAGAGAACGGUAAUCUACGACACCAUGUACCAGCUGUCAUUCCGACCCGUCCCGCAGUGUUCAUGGAGCGACGAACUGUCUUUCAAAUCGUCGUCCUGUUCGCACACAGCGAAGUGCACCAUUGCUGCGUACGAUGUCGAAUUGAUCUAUUUUGCUCCUCCGGCCACUUCAAGGGAUCUAUGUGCUACUACAGAUCCUCUCUUCAAUAGAAAAAUCGUUACUCAUUACUCUCAUCCGCAUGAAUCGGUCGUGCUUAACGAGACCAUCACCCUCUGGUCAGAUAGUGCAUACGUAAAGUACAGGAGUAUAUCUGCUGGAAGACCCUGCCAGGGGGGCCAAGUCGGAGCUACUCACGAAGGCUCCAUCGUGGCAAUACCCUCAAGUGAUAUUUCCAGUAUGUGUGGUUGGCAAUGGACGACUGCGACUGGAAGUCUGCCCGUCAGAAUAACACUCGGCGUCACGCCUUAUCCGUUCAAUUUUGGUGACUUGGUCGGCUCAGUUCCGCAGAGUGCAUAUCAGUGUAUGCCAGAGUGUAACCCCUGGCUGGGAACGAACGAUUGCGAUACUAUCAUUCCGUCGUUAUACAGUCCUCGUCUAGCCGUGCCGCGACAAGUCCGUUCAAUCGAUCCUGCAUGGGCGGAGUGUGAAUUGGACUGGGACGGCUCACGUGAUCCUCCGACUGCUGUUGGAAGCGCUCAAGUCGUCGCAGAUCCAACUUCUGUUGAACCCACCGCAUCUCCACCGCCUCAGACUGGCGUGGCGCCCUCCCGGCUAGCACAGAACACGAGUCCUACUACCCCGGAGCCAGUCAAUGGCUCGAAGCCAUCUGAUCCAGGCAGUAAUCCAACAAAGGUCGGACCAGGCAGUGGUGCAGAUCCAUCACAGGACGACCCUUCGGACCCAACGGACGGUGCUGAUCCAGUGCAGAACCCAAACCCAGCGCCUCCAAACAACGACCCAGGCAAAACAGACGCACCGGCCCAAAACCCUCCAGCGGUCACGCCUGUCCCAAUCAUAACAAUCGGCGACAGCACAAUCAACAACGACCCCACCAACCCAGGCGCCAUCAUCCUCAACCCAUCCGAGACCCUCAGUGAAGGCGACCCAGGUACCGUUAUCUCUGGUACAACCAUCUCGGUCGGACCAGGAAACAACCUCAUCAUCGGCGACAGCAGCACCGUCCAGACCAUCGCCAUUCCAACCUUCAACCCAGACAACAACGCAGGUCCAGCGCCCGUGACACUCACAUCCAUCAACAACACCCCUAUCAUCAUCACAUACCCAGACCCAACAUCUGGCAACGACCCUAGCGCAAUCAUCAUCGGGCCCUCCAGGGCCAAUAACAACAACAACAACGACAACGACGACGGCGUCCCGCUCUCCCCAGGAAGCUCGACCAUCAUCGACGGAAGCCGACAGGCGCGGCUGGUCGUUUGAUCGGGAGCGGGUGGAAUGGAGGACUGGGAAGUCUGGCGUGUGGUUUGUCUGUGAUGUUCGUGUGGUGGUGAUGAUGAUGAUGAUUAUGAUGAGAGAGGUCACAUGAUAGAAAAGAGAGUUGGUAUAUGGGAAAGGUGCAUAGAACGUAGCGUUCUUCUUGAUGAUGUAUAGAUAUCUAGACAUAGACUUAAUGAUAAUGAUAUGAGAGCAACAGGACUAUUAUCAGAAAACCAU
Molecule: messenger RNA, 2533 nt
Organism: Pseudovirgaria hyperparasitica
Lineage: Eukaryota; Fungi; Ascomycota; Dothideomycetes; Acrospermales; Acrospermaceae
Exons: 3
Coding region: 101-2299 (732 amino acids)
Source: RefSeq, a predicted model, not a curated record